UGAGAAGGCGCGAUGUUGACAGGGUCCUAAGAUGGCUGCCGGGCGACCGAUUCCUGACAACUCCAGUUAAUGGGACUGCCAGCAGGCUAGACAUCCUUCGCUGGAAUCUGCAGCGCUUAGUUCUGUGCCCGGGAGGGGCUUCUCCCUGUUUUGGGAUUGGAGUGUGGCAUUGCCCCAGAAAGCCUGCAGAAUUCCGGGUUGUGCAGCCAAGCAGGAACGGUGUACCUUUCUAGACCCAUCCUCUUGCAAUCUUGGACCCUAAGAAAAGAUGUGGAGUGGGCUGCUACCUCCUGGCCUAAAUGAAAGUGAUGCUGAGUCAAACUCAGAAGAUGAAGCUAUGUUGGAGAACUCUGGACUUAACUUACAGGAAGAUAAAGAGGAUGAGAGCAUCAGAAAAACAGAAAUCAUAGAUUUCUCAACAGAUGAACCAAAAACUGAAACAGAGUCAAAUGUAAAUGCCUAUGAAGAGUGUCCUUCUGGAAUUCCCAUAGAUAUGUGGAAUAAAUUUCAAGAAUUGCAUAAAAAACAUUCUGAACAGAAAAGCACAACCUCAAGAUUCAGAGGGAAAAGAAGAAAACGCUCCAGAAAAGAUAAACUGAAGAAUGAAAAAGAAUUUCAUAGUGAACCGUCCUCAAAUGAAACCCAUUGGAAAGAGCUUACUCAGUAUUUUGGAGUCAAUGAUAGAUUUGACCCGCCUGUUAAAAGGAAAAAAGUUGAGAAGUCAGGCCUUGAAAAGAGGAUAGACCAGGCUGUGGAGGAGUGGAAUAUUGAGAAGGCUGAGGAACUCAGCAACCAGCUAGCUACUCGAGAGCUUGGUGUAAAAAUUGCCAAAGCAGUUGCCUGCCACAACUUUGUAAAAGCCAAAAAAGAGGUUGAAAAUUCACAGGCUGCCCGAAAAAAGAAGAAACUUGCAUGGGGGUUUGAAGCAAAGAAGAGAUGGGAAACCAAAAGCAACAUGGGAUACAUGUAACUUGCCAGAGUGCUUCAAGACAUUUGUAGACUCAAAUGCUCAAUUUACUGAGAACGUUUUCCUGCCUAUGUUAAUAUGUCAGAAAAUUGAUAGCACUAAAACAAAAAUAAGCAUAAAAUUUGGGAUUUUUAUUAUCAGCUCUUUUCAGUCUUUCUUAAGGACUUUGUCCUAUUGAAGUGAAUAAAAUGAAGCAUUCUGUUACUUAUAUAAGAAAUGUAAGAAAAAAAUAUAGAAAGAAGAGGAUAGGAUUUUGUUUAUUUGUAUGGAUGGACCCUCGGUUUAAAAUCACUUUUGGCGCUUUCCAUUCAUUUGGUUUAGCACAGCCAGUGAGCUUCUCGUACUUUCUUUUUUUUUUUUGAGACAGAGCUUCACUUGCUCUAUCACCCAGGCUAGAGUGCAGUAGCACGAUCUUGGCUCACUGCAACCACUGCCUCCUGGGUUCAAGUGAUUCUCAUGCCUCAGCCUCCGAGUAGCUGGGAUUAUGGGUGAACGCCACCACGCCCGGCUAAUUUUUUUUUUUUUUUUUGUAUUUUUAGUAGAGACAGAGUUUUGCUGUGUUGGUCAGGCUGGUCUUGAACUCCUGGCCUCAUAUGAUUCACCUGCCUCUGCCUCCCAAAGUUCUGGGAUUACAGGCAUGAGCUACCAUGCUGGCCUUGUAUUUUCUUAUCUGUACCAGUGUAACUGCACAUUUACUGGAACUGUGUUUUUAAGAUUGACAGUUGUUUAUAAUGGAUUAGUCAUAAGUGCCAAAAAGUCUCAGUUGAUAUUAUCUUUACAAAUGACUUGACCUUAAUGUUAUAAAAGUAGUUGCUGUUUUUUUUUAUUGGAAGCAGACUUGAUAUUUCAGAAUUGCAUAGUAAAAGCAAUUUACUAAUUUUUGUGUACUUUCAGAUAAACUAUUACAAUAAAGAAAGGGGCAGAAUGUAGUAUUUGGAAGAUGAUUUAAAUUCAGCAACGCCUAAAAAUGUCUUCCUACGUAUUUUUCUCAGCCAUGUCAUUCUUUAAAUUAUGAGAUGGUUCUUAGAAGAGAAAAUGGUGUAAUUGUAUUAAACAGACAAUUAUAACUCAAGAUAAUAUAACUUUGAACCUUCUAA
Molecule: messenger RNA, 2064 nt
Organism: Symphalangus syndactylus (siamang)
Lineage: Eukaryota; Metazoa; Chordata; Mammalia; Primates; Hylobatidae
Gene: FAM204A
Product: family with sequence similarity 204 member A
Source: RefSeq, a predicted model, not a curated record